Molecule: messenger RNA, 1491 nt
Organism: Debaryomyces fabryi
Lineage: Eukaryota; Fungi; Ascomycota; Pichiomycetes; Serinales; Debaryomycetaceae
Gene: VPS23
Product: ubiquitin-binding ESCRT-I subunit protein
Exons: 1
Coding region: 1-1491 (496 amino acids)
Biological process (GO): protein transport; protein modification process; endosome to lysosome transport
Cellular component (GO): ESCRT I complex
Molecular function (GO): ubiquitin binding
Source: RefSeq, a predicted model, not a curated record
AUGACUGAGUUACCCUCGGCAGUAGCCAAUUGGCUAUAUAAUGUAAUUCAACCUCAAUACACUAAUAAGCAAUUCACAUAUACUCAUGUAUACCAGUUUUUACAAGUUUACUUGAACAAAGGUUUCAAGAUCAGAACAAGUGUUUAUACUUCAGGUAAUACGGGUCAUUCGAAUUUAUUGAUUAAUCUAUUUGGAUCAAUAGAAGUUGGUCAGAAUUUAAAUGUGCCUGUGACAAUUUGGAUCCCUUUGAACUACCCUUACCACGCUUCAGGCCAUAGUUCUGAUGAUAUUGGAGUACCAAUAGUUUAUAUUACUCCCGAUAAUUCAAAAAACUGGUUUAUAAAACCCGGCAAUAAUGUUGAUACGCAAGGGAAGUUUUAUCACCCGUACCUCUCUAGCUGGUUCCGUGAGUAUAAUAAUCAGCCAUCACAAUACAAUUUACUUCGGUUGGUUAGCACCUUGCAUACUUCCUUUUUGAAAGAUGUGCCAAUUUUUCAUCAGGAGCCGCUAAGGUAUAUGUCACCUGUUCAUACUGGCCCGGACAACCAUAAAAUUCCCGAAAAACCGGCCAAAAUCCCUAUAAAUUCUCUGCCGGUGCCAUUGUCCCAUAAUUCACUCGAAGAGCCUAAUGCAUCACGGCAGAAUACUGGACCAUCUUUACCACCUAUCCCGCUAAAGUACCAAUCUCCAUUGCCAUUGCCGAAUGAAAGAAACGCUGCAGAUGCGCAGAGAGAUCGUGAAAUACGAGUACCAAUAGAAAAUGAAAAAAGAAACACCCACCAAAGCAAUUUGCUGAGUCAAGAAAGAAAUUAUAGAGUUAAUCCCGAUAAGACUAUUCAACCACACAGAUAUCAAACCAGACCACAAGAAAUUAAUACAGUAGAUUUAAUGGAUAAUGAUGAUAUAAGUGUUACGCAGAGUGUAACCAAUCAGACAUAUCAUGAGGCUCUAGAAGUGCUAUCAAGGAACAUAAAUGAGAAUUUAGUCGAAACUUCUAAAGACAAUAUUAAUAGCCUUCUUCCUGAUGUCAACACUAACUCGAAAAAGAUUGAUGCGUUAUAUCAACAAUUAAGUCAUCAUAAUCAACAAGCAUGCGCCAAUGGUGAAAAUUUGGAGAAUCAUAUAUCAUAUUUAACUAACCAAGUAUCAAGUUUAGCUAGCCUAAAUAAUGAGCUAAUUCAAUUAGAUGGAUUAAAUUCCCAACAAAGAAAUACGGUGUCAAUUAAUAGCAAGAGUAAUUUUGAAUUAGAUAACUUGGUUGUGCCUGAUCUGGCAUUGGUUAACCAAUUAUAUGAUGUUGCCAGUGAGAUCAAAGCGACGAAGGAUUCUAUAAGUUUGAUAAGUGGAAAUUUCCAAUCAGAAUCAGAAAUUAUAAACGAUAGCAGGAUGGAUGUAUGUGUGAAAGCGGUUAGAGGUUUGGGAAGAGAAUUAUUCUGGUUAGAGGUAAUGAAGCGUGAGAUUGCUGUGAAUUCUAUGGGUUUAUCUAGUUAA